Molecule: messenger RNA, 6578 nt
Organism: Nylanderia fulva
Lineage: Eukaryota; Metazoa; Arthropoda; Insecta; Hymenoptera; Formicidae
Source: RefSeq, a predicted model, not a curated record
ACAAGUAUAAAAAAAAUAUAUAAAAAUUCGUACUAAUCGCGCGAGUGAGCUGUUUAUUUAACGAAAUAUCGAUACUAACUUAUUGACAUUUAUCGAGCAGUCUUCAAGGAGAACGGUGCCUUGCUCAAUCGCUCAAUUUUCGGUGAUCUGUAAGUCGAGCUUCGUACGUUUGAGAAAAAAAAAAUUCGUAAUCUCUAAUCGUGCACACGUUCCGCUGGAUAUUUUUUUCUCCGAUACAAGUUUAUCCGGAAAAAUCGUUCGUAAAGAAUGUGAAGUGCUGGCCACGGUUCUUCCUAUCUCCGGCAAGAGAUGUUCGCAGAACGGUUAUCUUAAUUUCUACGAAUGAAAUUGUACGGAUGACAUUAUCGGGGGAAGUAAAAAACGAUGAAAUGUGAUCGAAGCCACCCUUCGAUUCGAUCUUUCUAAAUAACUCGGAACGAACAUCGAAUUGAAUUGUAUUUCCCUGUAGCGCGACGACGUUGACGUCGAGACGACGACAACAGGAACCGUGAAUCUGGGUCAGAGAAGAGGAUUCUAGACGAUAAACAUCGGAAGCUCUCAGUCAACGCGAGCAGAAGUCACUCUUGAGAAAUGGCAAAGCUCGUCAAGUAAUAAUUAUCAGUAUUCAGCAAACUACGAAAUUAGACAAGACUUUCAUUCAAAUCUAGAGUAUACGAAAUAAUUGUUUCAACGAUAACGAUUCACUGCCAAAGAAAGAAUUUAAUAAUUCUACACUUUAGAAAAUCUUGCAAGGAAGUCGUGAAAAAAACAUCGAUUGACGCAAAUUUGAGAAAAACAUUGCACAUAUUUUUCUUUGCUUAAUUACAAUCGCAAGCUUGUAAAAAUAGUAGACGCUCGUUUAAAAAAAAAAAGCGGGAGGACGAAGGUAGACAAAAAAGGAAGGAGAGACAAAUACGCACCGAAAUCGGUGAUAUGUGUCGCGCUGGCUCCCGGAGCCUCGAUGACCUUGACCCCGCGAGUAUGAAGCACCCAUCGAGGUCAGCGGGUCUCGAGGUUGCUAUGGCGCUCUUCGGCAUGGUUUGGCUGUUGCGCGUCCAGUCUGAGAUGCGUCGUUGCUCGAAAUGUCGGCACGAGGCGAUGCUUGCUCAGCAGCAGCAACAGCAACAUCAGCAACAAGUGCUGCAGCAGCAGCAGCACCAUCAUCAUCAUCAUCAUCAGCAUCACCAACAACAACGCACUCUAUCGCAGGCUACUAGUCUGCUGCAGACGAUGUCCGACGACGGUGUUAGCUCUUCCGCCAACACUUUAUUCACGUUGGACACUCCUGGAGCGGCUGGCCCGGCCGGAAGUUACUGCGAAGUGCACGGAUACAUUCAGGCGAAAGAAGAUAUCCAGGAGUUUUACGAGCUGACGCUGCUCGACGAGUCGAAAUCGGUGCAGCAGAAGACGGCGGAGACGAUCCGCAUCGCGGAUAAAUGGGAAGCCAGCGACGGGCCAAUCACGCCGACCUUCGCCCAGAAUGACGAUGGUCCAGCCUCCGUCUUGCCGUUGACCCAGACUCUAUCGAACAUUUAUGGCCGCAGAUCGGCCAGUCCCGAUGUUCCAGGCCCCGAUGUAGAUGAGAUUCAGAAAACAAGAUAUGAUAAUGUAGGGGUGGAGGAACAGUUGCCACCACCGCCGUCGCCGCCUCAGUUAAAAGAGGCGGCCCAACUGGAUGGAGUUCCUAGACCGAAUUCGGUCGACCGUAUCCUUCAUUCUGACAAUACCCAGCAUAGCCAUGAGACGCUCAACAAGAGUCAUGACAGCUGGCAGGGACACGAUAGUGAUCAGGCACACACUCCUCUUCUCGCGGCCGACACGAGACACGUGAAUGGCGAUGACGACUGGGAGUACGAGGAGAUCGUUUUGGAACGAGGAGGGGCGGGCCUAGGUUUCAGUAUCGCCGGCGGCACCGACAAUCCGCAUUACGGCAACGAUACUGCAAUUUACAUCACUAAGCUCAUACCGGGCGGCGCCGCGUCCGCGGAUGGCCGCCUACGUGUCAACGACACGAUACUGCAGGUGAACGACGUGUCCGUCGUCGACGUACCGCAUGCGGCCGCCGUAGACGCGCUGAAACGGGCCGGCAACACCGUCAAGCUGUACGUACGUCGACGGAGACACACUCAGCUAAUGGAGAUCGAGCUUAUCAAGGGUAACAAGGGCCUCGGCUUCAGCAUUGCCGGCGGUAUCGGCAAUCAACAUAUACCAGGCGAUAAUGGGAUUUACGUUACCAAAAUCAUGGAUGGCGGAGCCGCCCAGGUAGACGGUCGUCUCGUCGUCGGUGACAAAUUGGUGGCCGUCAGGAAUGCUCUGCAGGGCGAUAAAAACCUGGAGAACGUGACACACGAAGAGGCUGUGGCGACCCUGAAGGCGACCCAAGAUCGCGUCGUACUUCUGGUCGCCAAACCGGAAAGUGGGAUCGUACCUCCGCCUCCUCCUCCAAUAGCAACGGACAAUUCUCUUUCGCCUCAGCCACGUAAGCAAAACGGUUCCGUGUCGGCGCUAGAAAACAACACCGCGACGCUACCGUACUCGCAGGAAUCACGUCACGCGUCUUCCCUAGCUCUCCAAGCCGCUGGAACACCACGGGCAGUAUCGCAGGAAGAUGUCUCACGGGAAGUACGCACUGUCGUAUUAAAUAAAGGUUCUUCCGGCCUUGGUUUCAACAUCGUCGGCGGUGAAGACGGCGAAGGCAUCUUCAUCUCGUUCAUUUUAGCCGGAGGUCCGGCCGACCUCAGUGGUGAAUUACGCCGAGGCGAUCAGAUACUGAGCGUUAAUGGUAUCAACCUCCGAACAGCCACUCAUGAGGAGGCUGCGGCGGCCCUCAAGGGCACUGGCCAGACAGUGACGAUCGUGGUGCAAUAUAAACCCGAGGAUUAUAACAGAUUCGAAGCGAAGAUCCAGGAUCUUAAACAACAAAUCUCGCAACAAAAUGUGAUGACAGGCACCCUCAUGAGGACCUCCCAGAAGAAAUCACUUUACGUUAGAGCGUUGUUCGAUUACGACCCCAACAAGGACGAUGGUCUACCGAGCCGUGGCUUGGCAUUCCGUUACGGUGAGAUUUUACACGUGACGAACGCCAGCGACGACGAAUGGUGGCAGGCAAGAAGGGUCACCCCACAAGGCGACGAAGAGGGUCUGGGCAUAAUACCUUCGCGCAGGCGAUGGGAGCGCAAGCAGCGUGCCAGAGACCGUUCUGUCAAAUUCCAGGGACACAUGCCGGUCAUUCUUGAUAAGCAAUCGACGUUAGACCGGAAGAAAAAGAACUUUUCGUUCAGCAGGAAGUUCCCAUUCAUGAAGAGUAAGGACGAUAAGUCCGAGGAUGGCUCCGAUCAGGAACGAACGCCCACCACACCCGAGAAUGAGAACGAUCCCACCCCAUUCAUGCUGUGCUACACCCAGGACGACACUAACACUGAAGGUUUGUCUUGCGCUACAGGGAGUAAAGAAAUUUUGUAUCGCGUUCAGCUGCCGUAUAUGGAGGAACUCACGUUAGUUUAUCUGGAAAUGGAGGGCGAUGAGCCCAAUGACGAGCUUAGCAGCGAAGAGAACGUGCUGUCAUACGAAGCCGUGCAACAGCUGACGAUACAGUACACUCGUCCUGUGAUCGUUCUCGGACCGCUCAAGGAUCGCAUCAACGACGAUCUCAUCUCGGAGUUCCCUGAUAAAUUCGGCAGUUGUGUACCACAUACAACAAGGAGUAGAAGAGAAUACGAAGUGGACGGACGAGAUUAUCACUUUGUAGCCUCGAGGGAACAAAUGGAGAGAGAUAUACAGAAUCAUUUGUUUAUAGAGGCCGGACAGUAUAACGACAAUCUUUACGGAACGUCCGUGGCAUCUGUGAGAGAAGUUGCCGAAAAAGGCAAACACUGCAUUCUUGAUGUGAGUGGAAAUGCUAUCAAGAGGUUACAAGUAGCCCAACUCUAUCCCAUUGCCAUCUUUAUCAAACCGAAAUCGAUCGAAUCUGUCAUGGAGAUGAACAAGAGGAUGACCGAGGAGCAAGCAAAGAAAACGUACGAACGCGCUCUGAAAAUGGAACAAGAAUUUGGUGAAUACUUUACUGCCGUCGUCCAAGGAGACACUCCCGAAGAGAUCUAUGUAAAAGUGAAGGAAGUGAUUUCCGAGCAAUCAGGACCGAACAUCUGGGUUCCAUGCAGGGACCAACAACUGUGACGUCCUGCCCCCCACGCUCAGCAUGGGCCCAACGCCUGGACCCUGCCACCGAGGCGGCAAGCUUAAUUAUUCACGAUAAAUACGAUUGAGUAACGCUCUAACGCCGCCCUUUUCCCGUGCCUCCCUCUCUCCCUCCCGUAAUCCCAUCAAUUAUUCAUGUAGCACAAGGUCCCUACUUAAGGCGCGCAACGCGACGUAUUUAAGUCGAGAAAAUACUUAAGGGUACGAUCCUUCAUGAUAUCAUCCUGACCACUUUGCCCGCGAAAAAAAUUGAUAAAUCUAAAGUCAGGCUGGUGACACGUGUGAUUUAUUAUUCUCCCCUUAGUUCGAAAUCUAGUGGAAAAUUGUCGAGCGCAACGAGGGAACUGGACUACUCUCGUAUGUGCUCGUAUCGUGUUUGAAUUUUAUCGCGACUGAUGUCUCCGAUGAAAAAGAAAGUAACGGAGAGAAAUUCGCAAUUUUUAUCAUAUGACCAUCGAUUAUUUGUGUGUAAUCGUCUUUAAUUUUAGUAAUUAACCUCGCAAACUAGAGGCAUUGUACAAUUGCUCGGAGAAACUUAUGACGUGUACGUCGAGAUCGAAUGAGCAGGCAACUCGGAAGGGUUUCUUCGAAUCGGAGAACUCGACCGAAGUGAUCGCGUAUUCGAUCGUAUCUUAUUCUCGAGCACGGUAUUUUUUAAUGUACUUAAGCGCAGUUUUUAACGCGCCAGGAACUCGUCGAGUUUACUUGGCGAAUUCGAUGAAACAGGAGAAACGCGGCUAGGAGAGAAAAAACUUAUAGCCCCAGCGACGUUAUGUAUGUGUUAACGCGAACUUCACGAUUAUAAAAGAAACACAGAAAAAAAUGCAGAAAAAAAGAGAAAAGAAACCUCACAGGACAAAUCUUUAGCUGUUAGAUACACACAUAGCGAUAUAUAAUGUUUUGUACAGCUAGAUAACUAAGCCAGUAACUGGGUUAUGUGCAACAUUAUAUUUGCGACAUGGGCGAUGCGAAAAACGAGAAAAAAGAGAGAAGGAGCAAAAAACACUAUUGUAAUUUAAAAAUAUCACUACUAAAUUAUUACUAUAUGAUAGUAGGUAUGUGUAUUAUUGUAAAUACAUAUUAUACUCGCGUAUAUAAUGUCGAAACGGAGAGACGUAGCAGACGGAGGUAAGGGAUCGAAGAAAGUAAGAGAGAGAAGAGAGAGAGAGAGAGAGAGAGAGAGAGAGAGAGAGAGAGAGAGAGAGAGAGAGAGAGAGAGAGGAAGAAGCACACAUUGGCGGCUUUUUCUUCAUACGCAGCUCAGCUACGCGAUAUCAUUCAAUAUCCUAAGGAAGUGAUGAAUUUCACGCCCAUUAGUCGCGUUCUCGUAAAAAAAAUUUUCGGCGUGAGCGUAGGUUUAUGCCGCUCCUUUGUAUCUUAAGGUAUAGUUCUUUGCAUCGGAUCAAUCGCUGAGCGAAUGUGAGAGAUUAAACUUGCACGAGUUAUCAGCGGAUCGAUGCAAUUGGCAAAAAGACAGAGAAGGAGAAGAUAGAAAAUCAAUGAUGUACUUAUAUGAUGUGUCGCGGGAGAAUUAUAUAAAAGGCGUAAACGGAUGAAGCUGCGGCUUUCGGUCAGGUUCCAUCAGGUGGGCCUAAUACCGAAAAUUGAUUUUCCCAAUAAGCGGAGAUUUUUUAUCUGUGAAUUUGCGUUUAGAAUAAGCGACUCUCGAUAAUAAAAUCUCUCGCUUGGCCUUCAUUCGUUCAUCGGGCUAUGAGCUCGCAAUCGCGUGCACUAUCGAUGCUUUGUCCGCUUGCUUCUUCCGUUUCCCUAGCAUUAAUCGCGCGAAAAGAUAUAAUAAUAUAGGGUUUUCCCGAUGGAAACGAUGCGAACCGGAUAUCGAAUUGUUGCAACACGAGGUGUCAUUACGACAAUUUAAUUGUAAUAUAGCUAUUGUCGUUGAUACACAGAGAUAUGCGAGUCGCGAUCAUAGAGAUUACGACGACGAUGAUAUAAUGAUAACAAUGAUGGCAUAUAAUGAUGAUUGCCCGGAAUAGAGCCGUUCUUUUUUUCUCCCUUAUUUCGUAGUAAACAUUUGAACUCGCGAGGACCGAUAAUAUCGCGCAGAUAUACGCUUUCGGGCUAUUUUUUCCUACCGCGAGUCCUAGACUAUUAUCAUUAAGCGCGCAUCACAAUACGAGAUAGAGCGAGAUACGGAGCGACGAGCUUCGGCUUGUGCCUGAAGGACAGAAGGCCUGGCUUCGUUAAGUUGUCGAGUAAUGUCUGUCUCGAUGUAAAAGACCGUAUAUAAAGAGAAUAAUUACUGCAGACACCUAUUAUACACCUCUAUAGUCUAUUUAAUAAUAUUACUUAUUGAAUUGUCAAUCUCAUGUUCACCUUGUUUCAUCGUUUUUAAAUAGUUAAUAAACGUUUUACCAAUUUUA